Molecule: messenger RNA, 720 nt
Organism: Aaosphaeria arxii CBS 175.79
Lineage: Eukaryota; Fungi; Ascomycota; Dothideomycetes; Pleosporales
Product: acyl-CoA N-acyltransferase
Exons: 2
Coding region: 26-676 (216 amino acids)
Molecular function (GO): acyltransferase activity, transferring groups other than amino-acyl groups
Source: RefSeq, a predicted model, not a curated record
GAAACCGAAAGAACCAAAUCCAACCAUGGCAUUCACCAUCCUCCCCGCCACCGACGCCGACAUCCCCCUCUCCAACGCCAUCGAAAACAAAGCCUACGCCAACCCCAUCUCCCCCAACCCCCUCAGCACUAUCCUCUUCCCAGGUCCCUUCCCCGCCGACUCCACCGCCCGCCGCAUCGCCUCCACCAUCGCAGCGCGGGAAAACAACCCCGCGAUCAGGUACGUCAAGGCGGUCGACGAAUCGACGGGCGAGAUGGUCGCGUUCGCGUCAUGGCACGUGUACGACACUCCGGAGCUGGCGAGGGGCGCGAAGAGGAGUGUGCCCGAGGACGCGGAGGGGGUGAAUGGGGAGGCGUGUAGGGCGUUCUUUGGCGGGUUGGGGGAGUGUAAGGAGGAGGUUUUGAGGGGGAAGGAGCAUUUGUACCUGCACCUCCUGCACACCGACCCCGCUCACCAAGGCCGCGGUGCGGGCCGCCAGCUCGUGCAGUGGGGGCUCGUGAAGGCGGAUGAGCUGGGUCUGCCGUGUUAUCUUGAGUCGAGCCCUGCGGCGCAUGGGUUCUACGAGAAGCUCGGGUUCCGGGACGUGCGGUUGUUUAAGCUGGAUCUGACGCCCUGGGGUGGGCCUGAGGAGUUGUAUGUUACGCCGCUUAUGAUUAGGGAGCCUGUGGGUAAGUAGAGCUGAUCGUAAGGUGGAUUGGGCGGGGAAGGGGGAAAGGGGGG